Cajanus cajan (pigeon pea) is the source of this 1184-nucleotide messenger RNA. NCBI's taxonomy places the organism in Eukaryota, Viridiplantae, Streptophyta, Magnoliopsida, Fabales, Fabaceae. The record is from RefSeq and is a predicted model, not a curated record.
AUUUUAAAAUUGAGUUAUGAUGGCUUAGAUCGUUCUCAAAAGAACAUUUUUUAGACAUUGCAUGCUUGCUAAAAGGAGAAAGAAGGGAUUGGGUAACAAGUCUACUAGAAGCUUGUGGUUUCUUUGCAGUAUCUGGGAUAGAAGUCCUUUUGGACAAAGCUCUCAUUAACAAUUUCAAAUUACAAUGAGAUAAAAAUGCAUGAAUGAUACAACAAAUGGGUCAAGAAAUUGUUCAUCAAGAAUCCAUCAAAGAUCUUGGAAGACAAAGUCGAUUAUGGAAACAUGAUGAAGUGUGUGAAGUAUUGAAAUAUAACAAGGGAACUGAUGAUGUUGAAGGGAUAAUUUUAAAUUUGGAUGCAUUAACUGAGGAUCUGUGUUUGAGCUCUGAUACCCUUGCAAAGAUGGCUAAUGUGAGAUUUCUUAAAAUUCAUAAAGUGCGAUACUGGGACGAGUACAAAUUUAAUUUGUACCUUCCUCAUGGUCUCAAGUCAUUGUCUAAUAAAUUGAGGUACCUUCGAUGGGAUGGAUUUUGUCUCGAGUCUUUGUCAUCUAACUUUUGUGCUGAACAACUUGUAGAGCUUCACAUUUCUUUGAGCAAGGUUAAAAGGCUUUGGGAUGGGGUUCAGGAUCUUUCGAAUUUAAAGACUAUUCGCUUACAUGACUUGCCAGAGCUGAUUGAGAUCCCAGACUUAUCUAUGGCAAGAAAACUUGAACAUAUUUCUCUUUUGGAUUGUAUAAGUUUGUGUGAGCUCCAUCCAUCCAUCGUGUCUCUCCCUAACCUAAAAAUUAUGGGAUUAUUUCGAUGUUCAAAGAUUGAAAUCCUUAAAGUUCAUUCAAAAUGUCUUCGUAUACUUGUCGCCUAUGAUUGUUCAUCCCUCAAGGAAUUCUCAAUUACAUCAAAGGAAAUGGUUUGUUUGAACUUACGUAAAACCACUAUAAGUGCAUUACCGUCAUCAAUUUGGAAUAAUGGGAAAUUUAGUGAUCUUCAUCUAACAGUCUCAAACAAUCUUGAAAGGUUAUCAAAGGAAGGAGGAAUGGGGUCGAUUACAACACUAAACCAUUCCGAGUGCAUGAAGCACAAUGCAUGGAAUAUGCCAUUCUCACAACCACUCCAUCACAACUUUGGCAACUUAUCGUUUUUAGAAACAUUAUGGCCAUGGUUUUAAAUUGCGGUUGUGGUCACG